Hemicordylus capensis (graceful crag lizard) is the source of this 1197-nucleotide messenger RNA. RefSeq names its product arachidonate 5-lipoxygenase activating protein (gene ALOX5AP). Gene Ontology annotation, cellular component: endoplasmic reticulum; nuclear envelope; membrane. The record is from RefSeq and is a predicted model, not a curated record. Gene Ontology annotation, molecular function: glutathione transferase activity; leukotriene-C4 synthase activity; glutathione peroxidase activity. Gene Ontology annotation, biological process: leukotriene biosynthetic process. Lineage: Eukaryota; Metazoa; Chordata; Lepidosauria; Squamata; Cordylidae. The transcript is spliced from 5 exons. Bases 105 to 590 code for a protein of 161 amino acids.
CAUAAGAAAUGUUCCAUGAUGCAAGGGAGAUUAUCACUUCCUCCCUCUGUGGUUUGAGCUGCUAAAAAGGGCUGAGCAGAAUAUCCUCACAAGCCUCCUGUAAAAUGGAUCAUGAAGUGGUGGGCUGCUUUGUCCUUCUGGUCAUCAUCACUCUUUUAAGUGUGGUCCAAAAUGCCUUUUUUGCAAGCAAAGUAGAACUGGAAAGCAAGAGCUACACGAGCAAAACAUUUCAACGGGCUGGGCCAUCUGCGUUUGAGCGCGUCUUUACUGCCAACCAAAACUGCAGAGAUGCCUAUCCUACGUUUCUUGCCGUGCUUUGGUGUGCGGGCUUACUGUGCAGCCAAGCUCCUGCUGCCUUUGCUGGACUCAUAUACUUGUUUGUGAGGCAAAAGUACUUUGUUGGCUACAUGGGGGAAAGGACACAGAGCACUCCAGGCUACAUUUUUGGAAAACGCAUCAUAUUAUUCCUGUUCCUAAUGUCUGUUGCUGGAGUCCUCAACUAUUACCUGGUCCUCUUUUUCGGAAGUGACUUCGAAAUGUAUAUAAAAACCAUAACAAGCACCAUCUCCCCACUGCUGCUUAUUCCUUAAACCUCUUCAGUAAGGGGGCGGAGAUGGUGAGAGAGAAUGGAGAAGGUCAGCGCGUGCUUAGCCAAUCGAUAUCCAGAAGCAGAUGUUUGAAAUGAACCUACAAAACCUCUUUUAGAUUGCCAUAAAUCUAAAGCUCUAUGGGAUUUUGUAGUUUUGAUUUAACAUUGCCUUUCUGACCAGAAAAUGAUUUAUCAUGCACAUUUGGCACAUCUUGGAGAGAAGAGUAAUCUGUCCCAGUAAAUUAUAGUGGGCCCUUCUAUAAAUGGCAACUUACUUGUGUUUGGUCAUUGAAUUAUUAAGUUUAAGGGUUUUUUUUAAACUUUGCUAUCAACAUUUUUUACAAGACACAAUGACUUAAUGCCUAAUUUUGUAGUCUUCAUGAAUUUAUAAGUUAUCUGACAGCUCAGGCACCCAUAUGGGUAAGAGUAGAUCCAGAUACUUGGCAGUUUUCUUGUAUAAGUAUUUACACAUGCACACAGCAUGAUUGUUGUUAUCACAUUAACUUAACAUAGAUAAAAAUAAAUUAUAUGGUGUAUCUUUUUCUUUUUAUGGCACACUGUCUCAGAGCAUGCUGGUAUUUUAAAUAAAACCAUUUACGAUUGUGAAA